Molecule: messenger RNA, 1839 nt
Organism: Miscanthus lutarioriparius
Lineage: Eukaryota; Viridiplantae; Streptophyta; Magnoliopsida; Poales; Poaceae
Source: the annotation of a GenBank genome assembly
AUGGCUGAACUAGCGGCCAGCCUGGUGGUUGGGACGCUGGUGUCCCUGCUGAAGGACAAGGUGUCCAGCUCUCUCCUAGACCAGUACAACGUGAUGGAGGGCAUGGAGAAGCAGCGCAAGAUCCUCGAGCGCAAGCUGCCUGCCAUCCUCGACAUACUGGCACUGCUCCCCGUCGAACCUGGUGGCGCGUGCCACAGCUCUCCGCUGCAGGGGCGGGAGCCGGGACCAGGGCCGCGGAGGCGGGUGCCGGGGGGUGCGGGGUCGCGGAAGGCGGGCGCCGGGGCCGGGGUCGUGGUCGUGGGGGCGGGCACCAAGGGUGGCCUCGCAGAGGCACGGGAACUCCGCGACAUGGGCAGGCACCGGGAGGAAGAAAGGGCAUCGGAGAUGGAGGGAGGAAGAAAGGACAAUAUGAUACUCAUCCAUCACCUCGCCAUGGAUGUCGAGUCGUCAACAGUGCCGCCGCCGCUGCGCAUCGUGAUCUGCCCGUGGCUCGCGUUCGGCCACAUGCUCCCGUACCUGGAGCUCGCCGAGCGCCUGGCGUCGCGUGGCCACCGCGUGUCCUACGUCUCCACGCCCAGGAACCUCGCGCGCCUGCCGCCGCGGCGCCACGCCGUGGACCUCGUGGCGCUCCAGCUCCCACGGGUGGAGGGCCUCCCCGAGGGCGCCGAGUCCACCAACGACGUCCCCCGCGACAGGCUCGUGCCGCUCAGGUUGGCCUUCGACGGCCUCGCCGCGCCGUUCACGGAGUUCCUGAGCGCCGCGUGCGCCGGUGACGAGGUGAGCCGGCCGGACUGGAUCUUGGUCGACACGUUCCACCACUGGGCGCCCGCCGUCGCCGCGGCGCACAGGGUGCCGUGCGCGAUGCUCCAGCCCAGCGCGGCCACGAUAGCGGCGUUGGCGUGCGGGGCGCGGGACCGCGCGGAUCUCACCGCGGCCUCCAUAUUCGAGCACCUCACCACCGUGGAGGAGCCACCGGCGGGCAUGCCGCGCUACGAGUGGGAUGGGGCCGCGGCGUUGUUCACACCUGUCGGCACGUCAGGUAUGUCGAUCGCCCGGCGCUUCACCUUGACUUUGGAGGGGUGCGCGAUCACGGCCAUGCGGAGCUGCCCCGAGUGGGAGCUCCACGCCUUCUCGCAUGCCACCGCGCUCCUCGGCAAGCCACUCCUCCCACUCGGCCUCCUGCCGCCGUCGCCGGACGGAGGCCGCGGCGCCGGCAUGAACAGAGACGACGCCACCGUGCGGUGGCUGGACCCGCAGCCACCCAAGUCGGUCGUGUACGUCGCGCUGGGCAGCGAAGUGCCGCUGCGCGUGGAGCUGGUCCACGAGCUGGCUCAUGGGCUUGAGCUCGCCGGAACGCGAUUCCUCUGGGCGCUGAGGAAGCCCAGGGGCGUUCCUGACGCUGAUGUCCUCCCUCCGGGCUUCCAGGAGCGUACGCACGGCCUUGGCAUGGUGACCACGAGCUGGGUGCCGCAGAAUACCAUACUGGCGCAUGGCGCCGUGGGCGCGUUCUUGACGCACUGUGGACGGAACUCGCUCACCGAAGGCCUUCUGUAUGGGCACCCUCUGAUCAUGCUACCGAUCAUCGGCGACCAAGGUCCAAAUGCGCGUCUCAUGGCAGCGAGGAAGGUAGGGUUGCAGGUUCCAAGGGAUGAAGACGAUGGGUCUUUCGACCGCCAAGGGAUUGCCAACACAGUGCGGGCCGUGAUGGUUGAAGAAGAUACCAGGAGGGUCUUUCUAGCAAACGCCAUGAAGUUGCAAGAAGUUGUAGCCAAUAAGGAGCUCCAGGAGAGGUACAUCGAUGAAUUUGUGCAGCAACUUAGAUCUUACACCCCCAGCUGA